AUGAGCAGUCUUGGAUCCUUUCUCGCUUUUUUGCACUUCUAUCGCAACGUCGUUCUAAACUGCAAUUUCCAGGCUCGUUGCCUCCCUGCUCUCUCCUCGUCCACCGUGUCCGCGAGUUCGUCUCCGAUUUGGUGUGGUAAUCUAGGGUUACUGCUCCAUAAUGUAUCGCACAGAGGACAGGAUGCAUGUGGCAUCGUAAUCAGUGGAUCCAAGGGCCGAUUCUUUCAAUGCAAAGCCAACGGCACGGUCCGGGAUGUCUUAGAUGAAAAAGCCAUCGCAAGACUAAUUGGAGGUAUGGGUAUUGGCCAUGUUCGUUAUCCAACUGCUGGCAGCUCGGACCACGCCGAAGCACAGCCGUUCUACGUUAAUUCACUGUAUACGGGUAAAUUCCGUAUCAACGAAGACGACAUUUUCACUGCUAUGAGAGGUCUUAUGGGGCAGUGCACAGGAGCAUAUGCAUGUGUUGCAAUGCUUGCUGGCUUCGGGAUCAUUGCACUCAGAGAUUCAAAUGUUAUAAGACCAAGCAUCGUCGCUGAUGCUUUAGGCUUUAGUGAAUGGGAGGAUGUGGAGCUUGGCGAAGCAGUGAUCAUCACUCGCUCAGGGGUUUCCAAGAAACGAGUUGCAGCUCAUGCGACCCUUGCACCAGAUAAUUUUGAAUUUGUCUACUUUGUUCGCCCUGUUGAGAGAGCUUUGAAGGAACGUGGCAUUACAAUGGAUGUCGUCAUCCCAGUUCCUGAUAUGUCUCGCGUUGUAGCUUUGAACCUUGCUCAGAAGCUCAACUUGCCUUACGUAUACGAGAGGCCGACAUUCAUUAUGCCAGGCUUCUCACAAACGGAAGAAUGCCAGGGGAAAUCGAACGCCAUGGCCUUGGAGUUUUCUGGGAAGAAUGUUCUCCUUGUUCAAGAUUCCAUCGUUCGCGGCACCACCUCAGAAGAGAUUAUCGAUAUCUGCGCCCCACCCAUCCAUGGCCGACGAAACUUUCGGCACUCGAAUGUCUAUGGUAUCGAUAAGCCAUCAAGGACAGAGCUCGUUGCAUACGGACGCAACACCGAAGAGAUAGCCGAGGCCAUUGGGGUAGAUCUUGUCGUGUUUCAGACUCUUCCCGACCUCAUCGCAUCCGAGUACGUCACCGGUGGUGUCAAUGAAGAGUCACUCCGUGCGGACAACGUCAAGAACAAGGUGGCAGUGAACUCGCGGGAAGGCCAAAGUGAGGGCAAUAGGGUCAAUGGAUUCCACACUCGGGUGAACCUGAUGGCAUCUGGCGGUCCGGUCAACAGCACGGACGAUACAGUUGGAUUGCACAACACCUGGAAUAUUAGUUGA
Molecule: messenger RNA, 1323 nt
Organism: Suillus subaureus
Lineage: Eukaryota; Fungi; Basidiomycota; Agaricomycetes; Boletales; Suillaceae
Product: nucleophile aminohydrolase
Exons: 15
Coding region: 1-1323 (440 amino acids)
Biological process (GO): purine nucleotide biosynthetic process
Cellular component (GO): cytoplasm
Molecular function (GO): amidophosphoribosyltransferase activity
Source: RefSeq, a predicted model, not a curated record